Spinacia oleracea (spinach) is the source of this 4363-nucleotide messenger RNA. RefSeq lists its product as uncharacterized. Gene Ontology annotation, molecular function: DNA binding; zinc ion binding. NCBI's taxonomy places the organism in Eukaryota, Viridiplantae, Streptophyta, Magnoliopsida, Caryophyllales, Amaranthaceae. The coding region runs from base 2803 to 4071 and encodes 422 amino acids. The transcript has 4 exons. The record is from RefSeq and is a predicted model, not a curated record.
GAAUUGUUACCUAUUUAUCACGAUACGAACCACACUAACUCCACCAACUUGUGCUGGUUAAUUUAAACCUAUGAUAGAUUGAUAGACAUAUUGUAUUGAGUAGCUUAAAUGAUAGAAGUACUAGUGGUAUAUUUUACUUGUAAUAAUGGACUGACAAAGGCUAGACAAGAAUGAAUAGGUUGCGACUUUUUUUUAAGUUAUUUACAAAUGUACAUCACUUCAUUUAUUCACCUUUCUUUCUUUCUUUCUUUCAUUCUUUAUUCUUCUUCCUUUUAUAUAUGCUUGCAAUUGCCGACUUGUUUCGUUUCACAAUUUCUAUGAAACUUUCUCCAUUUUUAUUGUACGAUAAAGAGAGAUGCAACAACUCAAAGUAUGUUUCUAACAAUCAAAGAAACUUGUUACGGAGUACAAAUCUUACAACUUCUAUUACAUAACUUAUAGCAAGAGCGCGUUAAGGGACGUCCAAACCAUUUUUAAACAACGCGUUAAGUUUCAAAAGGUCGAAUAUUUUUCAUGUGAUCGGAUCAGAUUCGAAUCGAAUUAUGAGGGCCAUCCUUGGAUAGAAAGGGCCAAAGGAAGAAUGGAUGGUGUUUGGAAUUCCAUGUUUAUCUAUCUCAAUAUCUAGUCUAGGUACUAUUUGCAUGCUUCAAUCUAACGGUGUUGGUUCUGCCACGAGUUUGAUGAACCUGCUUUUUGCUACCUUGCCAAUUUGCCAUACCUCUUGCACCCAAUUAACUCCCAACUUCAACUUUAAUAUCACACUCCUUUUAAUGAAAAUUGGUCUUCUACUCCCUCCGUCUCUUUUUGUUUUUUACGUUUUUCUUUUUGGGUAUUUCAAAAUGUUCUUUACAUUUCCUUUUAUAUUAUUACAUAAAUGACUUAUUUUCUAUCAAAAUUUAUGUCCAAUUAUUAUUUUAACCAAUUAAAUUCAAUGGAUCAUUUAAUCUCUCACACUUUUCAAUUAGGAUAUUAAAUUUUUCUCAUUUUCCAAUAUCAGAAUUUUGAUAAAAGUGAAAACAUUAUAAAUAAACGUAAUUAUCUUGUUUAAAUAAAAAAAUUUGAGGAAUCCGAUGCAAAUUAAUUAAUCGUUAAAACGCGUGAAAAAUGUCAAACGCAAAAAACAAAAAGAGACGUAGGGAGUAGUUAUCAAAAAAAUUAAUAAAUGUUGAAACUAGUUUAUUAAUACAUGCAAUAGAAACAAAAUUAAGUAUCGGUGUCUUUAUAACUAUUUCUAAUUAAUUAACUAAUUUUACUUCCAAAAAAUUUGGUUAAUCAACAUAAAUGGUUGUUUAGGAAAUCAAUUCGUGGAUUAUGGACCAUGGUGCACAAUGAGAAUGGUGUACCUAAAAAAAUAUAUGUGCACAUGUAAAGAACAUGGCAUAUUGAUAAGAGAACACGUGACAUAUUAUUUUUUUUUUAUUUUUUUUUGAGAGAAACAUAUUAUUCAAUUUUUUGUUAUCAAAGUAAAUACGGAGUAAUAAAAUUAUUUAACAUUUUAUUAAAUACAAAAUAAAUAAAUAUAUUCAUGUUGUUUUUACGUAAUCUAAUGUUCUUUUAGAUACUUUGUUUAAUAAUGUGCACCAUGGUCCACCUUAUAAAUUGCGGUUUGAAAAUAAAGAGUUUAUUAAGGUAUAUUAGGGUAUGACCAUUUGAAAACGUUAAUAUGAGCCUUUGGUUAUGAGAUGUAUGGGAGAGAAUUUUGCAAUGAAAAAACUAGUUUUGAAAAAGCUCGAUCAAUAAUUGAAGUUUUACAUUAGAGGUUUGAACAAGUUGGUGUAAAAUGACAACUUUUGUCCUAAUAUUGUCUAAGAUUACAACAGUUAAAAACUAUAUAUAUCACUUUUAUAUGUCAGUAUCUUUAAUACUCCCUCCGUAUUUAAAUAGGAGUCACAUAUGGCAGGACAUGGGUAUUAAAGAAAAAGUUGAACGAAAUAAAAUAAUAAAGCAAAUGGGGUUAGGGUAAAUAUUUUAACAAGUAAAACAAAUGGAGACCAUUAAAUUUGGAGAGGUGGGAAGUGUUGGGUUUCUGAUAUUAAUUGUUUAAUGUGGUGAUGGGACAUAAGGUAUAUUAGAGGAAAAAUUGAUAUAAUCGGUCUCAACUAUGACCGAUUUACUUUAAAAUGUCUCAACCUUUGAUUAUCUUAGAGUGGUCCCAACUAUAGUGAGUCAUUCCAAAAAUGGUCCCUUAGUUAAAAUUAAGUGAUAUAUAACUUAAGUAAGGCUCAUAUCUCUCAUGCAAUAAUCAUAUUUUUUUAAUUAAAUGAAGUUAAUGUGAUAGUAUGAUAUGCUUAAAUCAACUCAAUUAAAAGUUUAAUUAAGCUAAAGGACCAUUCUAGGAAAACACACCUCAAAGAUGAGACCACUCUAGAAUAAGGAAAUUUUGGUAAAAAUAAUCCAACCUUUGGCCGCUCUGCCAUUAACAGUACCACUUAUCGAAUAAUUCUAAAUAAUCUGACCUUUGCCAAGUGUCUUCAAUUAACAGGCCAUUUUACCAGUGACCUGAUGAAACUUGUCAACGAAUCAAUGUUGACUUGUUUUCCCUCCUAAACCCAAUUACUCACUCAACCGUACAAUCCAACCUUUAUCUCUUUCUUCUCUCUCCAACUCUCCUCUAUACUCUGAAACGUCGCCAUGGUUAAGGAAGCUUGAACAAGAGGCAUUUAGUGAAAUUGGGAAGCAGCAAAUGGGGAGAACAACAAGAAGAACAACGCCAUAACUGAGAAUUGAAGCAGAUUUCGCGAAAUUGGUAUUUUGCAUGUUGUUCCUGCAGUCCUUCCCAAAGCUGAACACAGACACUGUGCCAUGCAUAUUUUUGCCUUAUGGCACAAGGCUUUUAGGGGAGAUGAAUUUAAGCUUCAGUUCUGGAAAAUUGCUAAAGCCUACAACAUGGAAGAUUACAAUGAUGCAUUAGAUGAGCUUGAACAGAUUGAUCCAGCUGCUAUUGUGGCUUUCAAUAGGUAUAACCCUAAGGUUUUUUGUAGAGCAUUUAUGAACACCUCAAUGAUGAGUGAUGCAAUUACAAAUAACAUGGCAGAAACCUUUAACGGUUAUAUCAUAAAUGCAAGAACCAAACAUCUAAUUUAUAUGUUGGAGGACAUUAGGUCUGCCUUGAUGCAAAGGAUUGUUCUGAAAAGGCAGGAGAUGGAGAAAUCUAAGUCUGUAGUUUGUCCUAGGAUUCAGGCUAAAUUAGAGUUGGAGAAAGAGAAGGCUACAAAUUGUGAUGUGUUGCCAUCGGGGGAUAAUCUGUUCCAAGUUAGGUAUUAUCUAGAUAGCUUGACUGUUAAUUUAGAGGCUAGGACAUGUAGUUGCAAGAAGUGGGAUAUUUAUGGUUAUCCUUGUUGCCAUGCCGUUGCUUGUAUUUAUUUCCAACAUAAAGAAGCUGAGGACUUUGUGGAUGAAUGGUUUAAGAGAGAUGUGUAUUUGAAGGGUUAUUCGGGUAUAAUUCCACCUUGUGAUGGUGAGAGGUACUGGCCUAGGAUUGAGAGUAACUUGGACCCUCCACCCAUCAAAAUUGGUCCAGGACGGCCUAGGAGAAAUAGAAGGAAAGAUCCAUUUGAAGACCCGAAGAGGCCGGGAAAGUUAACAAGGCAUGGCAUGGAGAUGACCUGCAACACUUGUCAAACCAAGGGCCACAACAAGAGGAGGUUCCCUAACAGAGAUGCUCAACCAGCUCAUCCACAAGAACCACCUGCCAAGAUGGCAAGGGGAAGGCCUAGGAAGGAUGGUCUGCCACCCCAACAAACACAUGUUGUUGCUGCUACAGCCACUGCCACACAACAAUCAACAACUGGCCACCAUGAAGCUACUGCUCAACCUACACAGCUAGGCAGAGGUAGAAGGAUGAUUAGAGGUAGAGGAAGCAAGUCUAGGGGCAGAGGAGCUGAUGGUGGGAGAGGUGGGAGAGGUGGGAGAGGUGGGAGAACAACUUGUUCAAGGGAAGGCACCAGUAGCAGCAGAGGUGGGAGAGGUGCAGGAGAAGGAACAUCAAGCAGGGGAAGAGGCAACAAUAGGGGAAGAGGUAGACCAAAAAAGGUGCCACAAGGGUUUGGUAAUGACAUCGAAACCGAUUGAACAUUCUUGUAUUAUGUUUGUAAUCAGGUGCCUCUGUUAUUUUGUGUGGAUGCAUGUAAGGCAAUAUCAUGCCACUUAUUUUGCUUAAAAACUUGUCUGAAUUGAUGUUAUGUAAGGCGAUGCCUCUUAUUUUGGACAAUCAUUUGUUCGGGUGAAUGUAAGGCGAUGCCUCUUAUUUAAGGCAAGUUAUGUAAGGCGAUGCCUCUUAUUUUGUUAAACAAUUGUCCGGAUGAAUGUAAGGCAAUGCCUCAUAUUUAGGUCAUGUAAUGCAAGACAAGGUGUUGAAUGAUGA